Dermacentor silvarum is the source of this 849-nucleotide messenger RNA. RefSeq lists its product as uncharacterized. The coding region runs from base 1 to 849 and encodes 282 amino acids. The transcript is spliced from 2 exons. The record is from RefSeq and is a predicted model, not a curated record. Lineage: Eukaryota; Metazoa; Arthropoda; Arachnida; Ixodida; Ixodidae.
AUGCAGUCACCGCUAAACCCUUUUUGCUUCCACAUGCAAGUUUGUGAAGCUCCGUCUCUUUAUUAUAAACGUACGAGUAAUGCCUGUCUGCUGCUUUUCCCGUGCCCAAGUGUAUUUUUUGCCUCACUGUGUGAAUGUGUGUUUGUUGCAAAGCUACUCAUCCUAUGUGGUGACGUUGAACUUAAUCCGGGACCCGAAACUGACAAGCAGUACAAAGAACUUUUUGCAGCCAUUUCUGCCCUUUCAGAAAAAAUAGAUUCACGACACAUAGAGGUAAUGACUGACAUACCUGCAGCUGUAGCUGAAGCCGUUAAAAAGGAAAAUGCCUCUCUGCUGACGCGUCUCGAUGAUCUAGAAGACCGCUCCCGCCGUGAUAACUUAAUAUUUUAUGGUAUUUCUGACAAUCCGUCAGAAACAUGCGCGCAGUCCGAAAAAUUGGUAUGUGAACUUUUAUCUCAUCAUCUUCAGUUUCAGGUCCCCGAGAAUAUGGUAUGUAGAGCCCACCGACUUGGCUCGUACACUGCUAAUAAGACUCGCCCGAUUAUCAUGAAAUUUUCUUGCUCAAAACUAAAGGAUAAAAUUCUGGCACUAAAAUCUAAUCUGAAAUCCACCGGGGUAUCUGUGGGCGGAGAUUUUUGCCGAGCAACGCGCCACUCUAGAAAAAAGUUACUAGAAUUUGCUAAGGCAUCAGGCCAACCAUACUCAUUGCGGCUAAACAAGCUAUUUUUGAACAAGAAAUGUUACGUUUACUGUUCUACCACUGACAAUGUAUGCGAAAUCGACAUGCCACGUGCAGCACGCUUUUCAGUUCGGUCGCGUCAAACUAUCGAAGGUAUUAUUACAACAUAA